GACACCGUUGGAUCAAAUCCAGAAGUGCGUGUGUGUGUUCUUUAGUAUAUAUAAUCAAAUCCUUCGCUUCCGACGAACGCAAAUAAUCACAAAACCUAUCUUCCAUACACGGACGCCUUUGCGCAAGUUCUAGAGGGAGGAGAGAGAGAAGCAAAAAUGGCGGCAACAGUGAGCGCGUGGACUAAACCCGGCGCAUGGGCUUUGGAUUCGGAGGAGAAUGAGUCGGAGCUCGUCCAAGAACACAAACAAGAUUAUGUGAACGACAACUCAAGCGGCGGCGGUGAUACAGCGGAUUUUCCAUCCUUGGCGGCGGCAGCCUCCACCAAGACCAAGAAGAAGAAGCCCCAAACUCUGUCCCUUCAGGAAUUCGCAACUUACAAGCCUUCUCAGCCGAUCCUUGCCAAGGGACUAACCGCCGAUGAAAUGAUGACCCUUCCCACCGGCCCUACUCAGCGCUCUCCUGAGGAGCUUGAUCGUAAUAAGCUAGGCGGCGGUUUCAAAUCCUAUGGCUCUUACAACGAACGGUCGUCAAGGUAUGAGCAGCAGCGUCGCCAGGGAAGUUCUAAUAGGGACUCGAACGGGGAGUUUGGGACUUCGCGUGACGAGACCGAUAAUUGGGCUGCGGGAAAGAAAUCAACGGUUGGUAAUGGAUUCGAGAGACGGGAGAGAGGAGAAAGAGGAGGGUUUUUCUCGGGCUCGCAGUUCAGGGCUGAUGAAUCUGAUAAUUGGGGUUCCAAUAAGGCUUUUGUGCCGUCUGAACCUCGAAGAUAUGAUAGAAGAGGGGGCUUUGGAUUGGAGUCCAAUAACGGUGGUGCAGAUACAGAUAAUUGGGUAAAGAGGAAGGAAGAUUGCCCAAAAAAUGGUGGAGCAUUUGAUAGUUUGAGGGAAAGAAGAGGGAGCGUUGAAUCCACCGGUGGAGAUUCUGAGGCAUGGGGGAGGAAAAUAGAGGAUGGGAGCGGUGGUAUUGGUGGCAGGCCGAGGUUAAAUUUGCAACCAAGGACACUGCCUGUGGGUGAGGGGCCGAAGGGUGAGAAUACAGUGAAGUCAAAGGGUAAUAAUCCGUUUGGAGAGGCAAGGCCAAGGGAAGAGGUUUUGAAGGAGAAGGGGCAAGAUUGGAAGGAAAUUGAUGAGAAGCUCGAGACUACGAAAAUAAAGGAGGUUGGUACUGAGUCCCCCGAUGGCCAGGCAGUCGGGAAGAGAAGUUUUCGGAGACAGCCGGAGGAGAGAACCUGGAAGAAGCCGGAGUCUGCUGAUUAUCGUCUCCAUAGUGCUGAGGGAACUGAAAAUGAAGCUGCUGAGGAAACUGAAAAUGGAUCUGCUGAAGAUAGCGAUAUGAUGCUGCCGUUGCAGUAAAGGGAAAGCAGUGAUGGGGGCAUUACGUCUUGAUCGAGAUUUCAAAUUUAUUGUUUCUGUCCAAGAGUUUUGUUCAAUAAAGUUAUUUUGAUGCACAACAUAAGAGUCAUUUUUGGUAGAUUUACAGGUAGGGAACAUUUUUAAGGCCUAAUAGUCUUGUUUGUACUUGGUAUUACGACCAUGAUACUGCUCUUUCUGUUUUUCAAGCCGAUAGACGCGAUGUUAUGGAGUUUUAUGGGUUCAUUA
Messenger RNA from Olea europaea var. sylvestris, 1599 nucleotides. RefSeq names its product eukaryotic translation initiation factor 4B3-like. Bases 157 to 1353 code for a protein of 398 amino acids. The record is from RefSeq and is a predicted model, not a curated record. Lineage: Eukaryota; Viridiplantae; Streptophyta; Magnoliopsida; Lamiales; Oleaceae. Gene Ontology annotation, molecular function: mRNA binding; translation initiation factor activity. The transcript is spliced from 2 exons.